Molecule: messenger RNA, 8280 nt
Organism: Chara braunii
Lineage: Eukaryota; Viridiplantae; Streptophyta; Charophyceae; Charales; Characeae
Source: the annotation of a GenBank genome assembly
GCGGAAGGUGGGAAGGCGCAGCGCGGAAGCGGAAGCGAAAGGUGGAAGGAAAAGGGCGGGAAGGAAGGUUUCCAGGUGGGGGCGAGCUUUCCAGGUCGGGUACGGGACGGCGGAGAGGAGGUGGUGUGGGGAGGGGAGCGGAAAAGGAACGAGAGGAAGGAGGAGCGUCGCCAGUCAUCUCUGCAGGUCUCCGCUCGUCAAUCGCCGAACCUGACAGCAGGAAGUUGCCGAUAACUCGGUCACUGCGGGAAAGAAAGAGAGAGAGAGAGAGAGAGAGAGAGAGAGAGAGAGAGAGAGAGAGAGAGAGAGAGAGGGAGGACGGAGGAAGGCAGGGGACCGGUCAAGGGUUGUCGGCCUUCGUGCGAUCUUGGUGGACAUGGCUGUCGAGCCUACGAAUGAGCCUUCAUCGGCAGAUCCGGGAGAGGAAUCAAAGGGCGCAAUUAAGGUCGCCACGGUGACAACGACGUCGGCGAAAACGACGCAGAAGAAAGUAACAUUUUGCUAUUCGCGUGAAGUUCUCCUCUCCUUCGCGGAACUCGAUGCCUGCAAAACACGUCCAGAGGGCCUCGAUCCCGUUAUCUGGAGGGAUUCACCAUCGCCUGAGAUUAUUGACAAUGGGACCGGCAGCGGAUCAACAGCAGCAGGAAUAACGGGAGGAGGAGCAGCAGGAGGUGCGGGAGGUGGAAGUGGACCGGGUGCGGCUGGUGGUUCUGGUAGCGGUGGAUCCCACUGGGUUGCACAGCGCGGAAUUCGACGCGAUCGAGACAACGAUGGAAGACCGGCAUCGGAAUCAGUUCCAGAGUGGAGGAAGGAUUCAUGGAGAUCAGGACAAGCGGCGGGGGGAGGGAGUGGAAUUUUGCCAGAUCAGACACCGCAAGGAGGACCAGGAAUUGGGGGCGUUCGACGGAGAGGAUUCGAGGAUGACCCUGGAGCGGGGGGGGGAGGAGGUCCUCCCUUUCCAGUCAGCCAUCCUCCAUCGCGCAUUGGACCAGGUGGAAGUGGUGCUGGAGGCUGGGAUAAAGGACACCGGGGCGGCUUUGAUAGGUUUGGAUCAGGGCCUGGUCAGCGCUCUGGUCCUGGACCUGGAACAGGUGGAGGGCGCUGGGAACAUCGCCCCGGUCCUACUGGAGAAGGGAGAGGAUUUGCUCGUCAGCCACAGCAGCCUCGCGAUCCGCCUGUGGAACUUGAUGAUGCUUCAGGGGAAAAUAUUGUCCUCGAUAGGAGAGGGUUCAACCAGGGAGGUGUAUCUUUAAGGCCUGGAUGGGGUGCUGGGGAGCAGCAUUCAGACGGUUUGCUAGGUGGUGGUGGAGCAGGCCGGGGCCGUGGUGAAUUCCGAUUCGGGGCAGGGAGAGGUGCACCAGGAGAUCGAUACCAGCCAGUUCGCCCAACCCCAAUAAAGGAGCCGAUAACUGUGUAUGAUGAAGCUAAUGACGAGACGUUCGGUUCCCUGGAAUCCAGCAGUACUGCAAAUCCGGAGCUGGAAAGAAAACGCCGAGAGGAGUUUGAACAGAUGCGGGAGCUUCAGCAUCGACAACGCCUUGCUGCUGAGCAGCAGGGUGUGCGCAGUGCAGAUGUUAAGACUGAGCGACGCAAGUAUGAUGAGCAGACCCUUUGGGAUGGUGACAAUGGAUUGGGAACUGAUGGUGAUGAAAGAGAAGGGAAGGCAAGUGCUGGAAUACUGGGGCCCAAUGGUACACUUGGACAAGGAGCAUCUGAUGCCGUGAGCUCAUCGCAAUCAGUUCCUGCGUCUCGGCCACUCAGAGCAGCAGUUCCACCCGGUUUUGAGAAAAAGCAGGCAAAUGGAUCCUCCUCAGCUGUUGGCCCGGUUGAUGCAAAAAGUGAUAGCAUGGAUGCUCGGCCUGUCUCAUCGGACUCAGGGACUGAAAGAGAGAAUGCCUCUCCGAAUGGAAAAUCUGAUGCUGAACUGACUGCUUCUUCCAGAGAGAACCAUACAGAAGGGCUCGCUGCGGAAUCGGCAAAGAAAGAGCAACAAACUGUAUCAUCCGCUGCAGUCGAAAGUCAGAAAACGGAUGUCAUCUCUUCCUCUGACUCUACAUCACCCUCACCUGCAACAAGUAAUGUAAUUUCUGCAAGUGCCCCGGGAACGUCAAAAGCUGUGGGUCCAGGUUCACGCCAAUCCUCUGGGAUUCCCUUUCCAGAUGGAAUGUGGAAUGUAGGCUUGCUUUUUGAUCCAUCUCCUCUCCAGAGUUUCCUCAAAGGAGCUAAGGCGGGCGAUCUGAAAGGCCUGGAAAAUGAGGAGUUGCUGGCAGCUUUUACGAGGCUUAGGGACCAGGGAGACCUCUUCCUUCCUGAGGAAGGUGACAACAAUCCAAAAGUCAGUGACUCGCUAUUGGACAAACUUUUUCAAAAUGCGAAGGCUGAUCAACUCAAGUCGUCAAGUGUUGCGCCUGCAGACGAUGAUAAGAUGCCAAAGGAUGAACGGUGGACCGGCGGGGGGACAAGCUCGAAGUUUGAGAGAUGGUUUAAACAACCAGGCCGUGAUGCCAUGGUAUCAUCCACCCAGGGUUCAGCUGAAAGCACUUCUGGUUCGCCCUUAGAGUCCACAACUGCAUCAGCAAAUCUCUUGUCGCUUUUGACAAAAGGAAGAACAGAUGCACGAAUGUCCCCUCUACCGAGCCCCAGUCCGAGUGUCCCGACGCCCAUCUCACCGCAGUCUCCUUCCCAGCCAUUGUCACUGCUGUCCCUCCAGAGUGGGGCUGCUCGGGUUUUGCCUAUGCCACAGGGCCCAUCUCUGGAAGCUAUUGAGCAAGCAAUGGCCGCUGAGGCAGCUGUAGGAAACAGAAGAAAGGAUCCGAAGAAAGCAGCAGAUCUUCAGCUGCAGCUUGACAUGUUUCUACAGCAGCUGGAAAAGGCCCGUUUGCAGAAUCUUCAAGGCAGUCCGUCCAAUGUGAUACGAUCACAAUUGCAGCUAGAGGCGGAGAACACUUUUUCAGGACGGCUUGCGGAUCUCUUGGGUGUCAAACAGAGUGAGCAGCACGUGAGUGGCAACAGCUGGAAGGCAGGGAACAGUGCUCGUGAUGUGAAUGGAGUAGAGGGUGUGAAUGCUAGUCAGGGUGUUGGCCAGGAUGGGCAGCCACUUGUCCUAACCUGUCAGCACCUUGAGCAGUCCAUUCUUGCAGAGGCUGGUGCGCGUGGUAUGCGGGACAUGCAGGCAGUGCGGAAUGCGAUGCCCGGGUUAGUGGAUGUAUCCCGAAUGAUGAUGCUGAUGUCAUCAUCAGAGCGUCGAAGCAUUGCAUCACAGCACUUGUUAGCGCUUCUUCACCGAACAGGAUCUGCACAGAGUAUGGCUCAGAACGCUGCUAGGAGAAGCACUGCGGCAAAGGUGAUGCAGUCUUUGUCGGGGCCUGGCGGUGGUGGAUUUGGACCUCAACAAGUGGCUGGAAUGGCACCGCUCACUCCAGGCUCUGGAAUGCGACCUGGUUUAUCCCCCACAGCUGGAGCGGCUUCAGGAACAGGUCCUGGAACCCCUGGUGGAGGCAGUUUAAGGUCUGCAACGAGCAUCGUUCCUAUCAGUGUGCUUGUGAACAAUGCGGGGGAGUGUCUACCCAAUAGUGGCACAGGUCCGCCUACAGGUGCGCAGUGGGCAGCAUUUUCGAAUGGUGCAAGGCCACCGCUUGGUGCAAUUGGGCCAAACACUAGGCCCCUGAAUAACAGCGCUUCGAGGGAGCAAAGCGGUUUUGCACAUGAGGGUGAGAUGCGAGGUGGCGUGCCAUGGUGUCUCAUUCCACCACAGGUCGAUCAAGGACAGCUCAGGCAAGGGAACGAGAGGGGUCCAAGCCCUCAGGGGAUGGGGGGAAAACAUCCUGGCAUGCAGCAUCAGAACUUGUCGUCUUCAGGGGGACCUCUGUAUGGUUCUGCAAAUCAGCAAGGAGGUCCUGGCAUGACCCGCCUUUCUAAUAGCGUUGGAGGUAUCGAGCGUAAAGUUGGCCUCGGGGGUAUGGAUGGGCCUCAGCCUCCUCAUGGGAUGAUGGACCGGGCCAAUGAGCCGCCAGGUGGAGGUCCUGGCAUGAAAGACAUGGGACCUGUAAAUGUUGCCAUGUUUUUUGAUAAGUAUAGAAAGAAUGCCGGUAUUGCUCAGGGCAUGGGAAGUCCUCUGGGCCCUAUGAGGGAUGUUGACAGGGGGGGACAUCCAAUGGAGCCACCGUCGAUGAUGAAACCUAUGAAAUCAGGUGUAUCGCUGGCCAUGGCGAAUCGGGGUUUGUUGAACCCACUUGGAAAGUCCCUUGGUGCCGGCGACGCAAAGGGAGAUGACAUGCUGGCGAACAUGAGUAGACUGUCUGCAUCGGGGGGCAGUGUUCCGCGGAUGAUGGGUGAACCAGGCGGAAUGAAUCGGCCGGUGCACGGAAUGGGAAUGGUGGGUCCGGGAAUGCAACCAGGUCCUGGAGUCGGACUGACAGGUAUGCUUGGCAUGCCACAUGGUCCACCAGGCAUGGGAAUGGGUGAGAGAGGUGGGAAUGGAAUGGUAAUGCAUUCGGGACCACCCAUGGGCUCAAUGAAGCCGCCUAUGCCACCUGCGCCUCCAGGUGGGCAAGGAAUGCUGCCCAUUCUGUCGCCCCAACAACAGCAGCAACUGAUGAACUCCUCACUCAUAAGGUCACAGUCACCACCCCCUCUCCUGCCAAUAAGGUCACAACACCCAUCCCAGCCCAUGCCCCAGCCAGGCCUGGGCCCUUCGGUCCAUCACCAGGGAGCCCCUCCCCAGCAGCAAAUGCGCCCACCACAGGGAAAUCCCAUGCAGCCCCAGCAACAGCCCCCAAUGCAAUUCAGCAGGGGGGGAUCCAUGGAUGUGCUUCCCCCAGGCCCAGUAUUUCCUCCCAUGGAUGGUAUGGCUCCAGGUGUCCAGGGACCUUUCAACCACAAUGGUCCUGGACCCUUCCCAUUCCCGCCACCACAUAUGAUGAUGAGCCAGGUGCCUGGAUCCCAACCGGUUGGGUUUCAUCAUGUGGGGGGACCGCCAGUGCCCUCCCACAUGGGACAAGGUGGACCCCCCCCUCCGAUGGGUGGUGGUAUGCACCAGCGAGGAGCUUUUUUGCCUCCGGGGCCGUUUAUGCAUGACCACAGCCAACCAGACCUCCGGGGAUCUCAGGGGCAACAGGGUGGAAUGGGGGGACUGUACCCAGGAGGCGGUCCUGGACACGGAGGCCCACCUAUGCCUCAAGGUGGUCCUUUCAACCAUCAGUUUCUGCAGCAGCAAGGUGUUCCACUCCCUCCGGGGCAGCAGAUGCACGGUCAAAGACCCGGCCAUAUGGGUCCAGUUGGGUUCUCGGCACCGGGGCCACACUUUCCCUUGGAUGUGAAGAAUGGUGAAUUCGGUGGUGGGUUCAACAACAGCACUGGAAGUGGAAACGGUGUUGGGGCAGGAGGGGGGGGUGGAGGAGGGGGAAAUAAUGCAGGCUUGGAGAGGUGGUUUGGUAAUGAGAUGUUGUCGCAUAUGAAUAGACAGCAUCUCCCAGCAAUGCCCGGUGGGCCGAUGCAGCAGAUGGUGCCUUUGGACGAGCUGGAGCGCAAAAUGCGCCUCCCGUAAGGAAGGGUCGGUCUUCGUUCUAGGUCUUCAUCUUUAGCGGAUCCCAUUCAUGGAUGUCGUCGUUGCCUGAACAGAUGGGGAGCGGUGCUGCUCAUUGGUAGAACUCCAGGCAGGGAGUGAGUUUUGCGUUGGGUGCUCACAUUGCAUCCAUGUGUUGUAGGAUGACCCAGAGAGAGAUUCUGAGUGGUAAUGUGUGUAGUGAGUGCAAAAUGCAUUUGUUUGCAUUUUGGAUGCGCCAUUUAUAUUUGGCCGAUCUAGAGACCCAGAGGGGGGGUGGGGAAGGGGAAAGAGGGGGGGGGGGGGGGGGGGGGGGGGAAGGGAGAGGGCUGUUCGCGUAGCAUGUCGGCAGAAGUCAGUGUAGGGCUUUUUUUUCCAUGCAUGGUUUGCAGCUGUGGCAGCAGACCUUAGGGUUGGCGGUGCACGGAAACCAUUUGUGACUGAUCUCGACUGUGGUGUUUUAAGUAGCCGCAACAGUCAUAACCCUAAGCUCAUCAUCCUAGAACGUGCUGCUGUUAUGAGCAGUAGAGCCGGUAGUAGUAAUAGGAGAGUAGCUAGCUUUGGAACUUGGGAACGUUUGUCGUAGAAGCAGGAAGGUAAUCUGUUGAAGCUGGAUCUCUUGUUCAGUUUGGGUAUUAGGACGUAAGGUCGUUAGCGUUGUGCCAGCUUCUUGUUUGGUAUCUUUAGGGUAGUAGAGAAUAGCAUUAACUCAUCCAUCUUAAUUUGGGACAUUUUCAAGGGAGAGAAGUUCAGUCAGAGAAGACAGUUUUCUAGUAGGAUGAGGGGAGGGAGGGAGGGGGGUUCGUUCGGUCGAUCUUUUGCCUUUGUUUGUUUUGUCUGUUUGUUUCGCAGUAGAGGAUACCAUUUUUUUAAAGGUGGAUGGGAGUUUAACUGAGAAAAAGGUUUCGACAGGGAUAUGGUGCGGAGAUUAUGACGAUGAUAAGGGUUGAUUUUUUCAAAAAGAACCAUGUGUUUCUUGUUUCCCAACGCAACCUGGGUUGUGUACGAGGAGCGAAGUAGUCUUUUCUCGCUCAAGUAGUCUUUUCUCGCUCGCACAGACGAGUACUUGACUUCUUGUUUGACCAUGAGGGUAGAUAUCUCAUCCCUUGAUUCCCCUUUGAAUUUCCUGUUGCCGACAGGGUCCUUGCGAUCGGAUGGGGACAGACGGUGGGUUUUACUCUGUGCAGCAGCUGCAGAGGUAAAGCUGUUUACUGUUGUUCGAUUUUCUCGUGAUCACUGCUGCUCCUGCUGCUGCUGCUGUUCCGGUCGCGAUUGGAGUAUACCAUCCAUACGGCCUUAGGUUGUUUUGCGAGUGAUGGUAUGCGUCUGAAUCCUGGAGCCAAGCAGUGUCUGUUUGUCCGCUUGAGUAUUGGAAAGGCAGCCAAGCAGGAAGAGGGGUGCACACUUCAUGGCAGAUAGUUAACGAUCACAAGAGAAGAAAGAGCGCAGCGCUCAAUGGAAAUAAGUUUGAACACUGAAGUUCGAUGGCAAUACAACCUAGGACUUGGAUUCCCCUGCGGGAUGCAAACCGUCCUCCCAUUCUCUUACACUUGAAGGUGUCGUCAUGAGCCGUGGUGAUGGGUCGCACGGAGCUGGGUGCCGCAUUGACAGUUUCGACGGAAUCAUGCUUAGGAUUGUCGUUUGUAUGUUUCCGCUGAAAGAGAGCGUAAUUCUCCAAUGCAUGUGUGUGCCCGCGUAGUACUUUCUCAUGCCAACCGUUGCCGUGAGGACGGGUCCCAGCAAAUCCUGCAGGUCCCUGCAUGUUGAUGCGCCUUGAAUAGCACUUGUGUGCGUCUGUAUCGGUGCGGCAGGAGAAAAGUGAAAUGGCCCCUGAAUGGCUGGAAAGGAGCUGUGUUUGGGAAACAGAGGGAUCUUAGGGCGGGGGGAGGGAGAGCCAGGUGGCUUUGGGAAGAAAGGUGGUGGAUUGCGGAGUCCUCCGCGCACUGUUUCGAAAAUGGCCGUCUGAAGAUGAAUUUUUUUUUGCUGGUCUCUGCAUCGGAAUAAUUGUGCUGCCUAUCCUCUGUUUUGCAUUACCAUUUCAUUUCCGUGCCCGUUAUCGUGUGCUUCCGCUGCUCCGCACUGCAUUCGAGUCUACGUAUCAAUAGAGGGCUUGAUUGCGUAGCAACUUCUCUGCAGCCUGCCUGCAGGUACAGAGCAGUUCAACAUAUUUCCUUUUUUUUUUCUUAGGUUAAUUUGAUCAACGUUUUUCUUUUCUACCACUGCUGCAGAUUUGUUUCUUGGGUUGAACUCUAAUGAAGUAGAUUUUCUGCUUAGGAUUACAUAUGGUAAACUUCUGUAGGUUUAGGUUAGUGUCCACUGGUGUAGAUUAAAUCGAUUCGUCGUAGGCAUGGUUGAUGACAGAUACAUACCAUAGAUAGGAUGGCGUGUGCUUUGUCGAGGGCAGUAGUAGGUUUUUUGGUGUUAACAUCGGUGAGCAGAGUACAGUGAAAGGUAAGCAGUGUUUGGACUUAUCUGCUCAGCGCAGAUGUGCGACUGUCUUUUUGAAAUCGGAGAUUUGCACCGUGAGCCAUCUAAAACAUGGGAGUAUAUCAGCUGUUGGCAUGUUGCCACUCGGUCUGAGGGUAUAUGUGACAAUGUCUGGUCAGGGUUACAGGUCGACUGGUCCGGAAAUACCAUGGAUUGUCCUUCGCUGCAGGCACUCUUGAGUCUUCGUCGGUGGUCGGUGCCUGCAAUACGAGCGCGCAGGCAAUACCAUGUGAAUAUUGAGCCACAACUCU